AUGACUACAUUCGAUGGCGCAGAAGUAACGACAGCCGCCAUCAUCGCCGCGCUAGCCAGCGAAGGCGCCAUCCACCCAAUGGACACAGUAAUAACACGCAUGCAAUCCCCAAUAUAUAGCAGCGUCUAUAAGCACCUAAACGGCACACUCAACCGCAACCUCUUCAGCGGGCUGUACCAAGGCUUCGGACCAACCUUCAUCGCAGGGACACUCUCAUCAGCAGCUUUCUUCACAGCAUACGAAGCCUCAAAAGUAGCCUUCGAGAAUGCACAGUCUGCUGGAUAUAUGCUCGACGUCCCGCGGCCGCUGAUUCACGUUGCUAGUAGUGCUGUUGCCGAACUACUCGCUUGCGCUAUCCAGAACCCAGCUGAGGUAUUGAAGCAGAAUGCUCAGGUUGUUCAGCGGCCGCUUCAUGCUAAAGGCGGUCCGUCUCCGACGAUGGAGAUGAUUCAUCAGUUUCGGAAAUAUCCUUCUGGGUUGUGGGCUGGAUAUACUGCUUUGGUGGCGAGUCAAUUACCGAAUAUCUGUCUUACGUUUUGUUUGUAUGAGAUGUUUAAGGAGGAUUUGCUUGAGCGGUGGAAGGCAGAGAAAGGUGAUAUCAGACAGCAGCUUGAAGCGACUGUUUUGAGUGCUGGUGUUGCGGGGGGUUGUGCGUCUUGGUUCUUUGUUCCUAUCCAUGUGGUCAAGACGAGGAUGAGACUUGCGGUUGGGGACCAGGUAGGCUGCACCCGAUCGAGUCUCAAAGUAACCUCCGGUUUACCAUCCCGUGUCGGGGCAUUUGCUAUUGCUCGAGAUGUGUUGCGGAAGGAGGGGGUAGCUGGAUUGUUUCGGGGAUCUGUUUUGACCUGCGUAGCAGCGGUUGUGGGGAGCGGGCUCUAUAUUGGGUGUUAUGAGGGGAGUAAGAUAUACUUGUUCAAUUAUUAA
Molecule: messenger RNA, 924 nt
Organism: Penicillium robsamsonii
Lineage: Eukaryota; Fungi; Ascomycota; Eurotiomycetes; Eurotiales; Aspergillaceae
Product: putative mitochondrial carrier protein (Pet8)
Exons: 2
Coding region: 1-924 (307 amino acids)
Cellular component (GO): mitochondrial inner membrane
Molecular function (GO): S-adenosyl-L-methionine transmembrane transporter activity
Source: RefSeq, a predicted model, not a curated record